Messenger RNA from Vicugna pacos (alpaca), 2415 nucleotides. RefSeq names its product CEA cell adhesion molecule 19 (gene CEACAM19). The record is from RefSeq and is a predicted model, not a curated record. NCBI's taxonomy places the organism in Eukaryota, Metazoa, Chordata, Mammalia, Artiodactyla, Camelidae.
AGGGGACUGCUCAACCAGAGGCUGCUGUGACUGUUGUUAAAAUUAUUGCUGUUCCUACUGCUACUCACACUCAGUGGGAAAAAGAGAUUAAAAGAGGUCAAGGGAGGAGUCCUGAGAAGCCCCAGAAAGUUUCCCAGUCACCCUGGAAAACUGGUUCAACCAGUGUCUCCGCGUCCAUCCCAGAGAGCACAGGUGAAGACUCCAGAGGCUGUGGGAAAGGGGUGCUGGGCUGGGGCAGCCUCGGCCAUGUCUCACAGGCACCCCUGGGACCCCUACUGAGCUGGCCCACUUCUGAAAGCCUGGGCCCAGCCCUCUGGCCCCCUCAGUAUCCAGUAGGUGGCCCCUUGGCAUCUCCAACAGGACACCGAGAUGGAGAUUCCUGCUGGAGCCCAGCAAGACUUCUCAAAGAGCCUUCUGCUCUCAGCCUCAAUCCUGGCCCUCUGGGUCCCCCCAGGCUCCUGGGCAGCCCUCCGCAUCCAGAAGAUUCCAGAACAGCCUCAAACAAACCAGGACCUUCUCCUGUCUGUCCAGGGCAUCCCAGACACCUUCCAGGACUUCAACUGGUACCUGGGGGAGGAGACCUAUGGUGGUACGAUGCUAUUCACCUACAUCCCAGGGCUACUGAAGCCCCAGAGGGAUGGCAGUGCCAUGAAGCAGCGAGACAUCAUCGGCUUCCCCAACGGCUCCAUGCUGCUGCGUCAUGCCCAGCCCACAGAUAGUGGCACCUACCAGGUAGCUGUCACUAUCAACCCUGCCUGGACUAUGCGGGCCAAGACCGAGGUCCAGGUGGCCGAAAAGCAUAAGGAGCUGCCCAUUACAAACCUGCCAGUGAGUGCUGGGAUCGUGGCCGCCAUCAUCAUUGUCUCUCUGGCCAUCGGGUCUCUCUGCGUUGGCAGCAUUGCCUAUCUCCUGGUGACAAGAGGCUGGAGAGCCCAGAGCCACAGGAUGACGGCCGCAGAGAAACCGGAAGUGGGUUCCCAUCAUCACGCUGGUGACAACAACAUCUAUGAAGCGAUGCCAACUCCGGUUCUCCUGGUGUCCCCUCUCAGUGACACGAGGCCCACGAAUGCCACCAUGCUGCCACCGCUGCCCCAACUCCCACCACUGGAGCCAGAGAGCCACCACUAUCAGGACCUGCUGAACCCCGACCCUGCCCCGUACUGCCAGCUGGUGCCAACUCCUGAAGGGGUCCCAGGCUAGGCCAGUGGCUGUCCCUCACCCCUCCUCGGGAGCCUUGGGCCCGCAGAAAAGCCACAUCAGAGACCCAGAAGGACCGGGCCAUCAGGGCUGUGAGGCUGGUGAGGUGGACUCAGCCGAAGACUCAGCACAGCAUCAAACAGGUGUCCUGGGCAGGGGGCAGGGGAGUGAAGGGCCCAGCAUCCCGCUCACCCUCUGCGUGUACAACCUGGCCUCAACUCUGGCCCUCCAGCAACCUGGCCUGGGGAAAGUAGGUUCUUGCCUCCCUCACCCCAAAGUCCCCCAUCUGGAUAUUUGGGGGUGAAGAGGGUCAUCUCAGGCCGACCUCCAGCCAGACCUCACAAGAGGGCUCCCUACUAUCAGCCCACAACACCCCACCCCAGCUCUGCUGGUUGCCUUUGGAGCCCCUUCCCCUGGGCACAAGGCAGCACCCCCACCACCACACAAGCCCCAGAGGACAAGGCACGUGGCAGCCAGGCCUGGUCUCAUGGGCCUGUGUCCCCAGAUGACAGUCCUGGCCAGUUGCUGCGGCCCCCAGACCCCUUCCCUGCUCAGGCAGAUCCAGCCCCACUCAAAAUUCGGUCUCUCAAAACCUGUGGCCACCUUCUGGCCACUUCCCCUGACACCAAGUCCCUCGGGACAGCUGCUCCCUGCUCUACCCUCAACCCAAUCCUGUCCUAAAUGCGGGCCGGCUCUCUCACCCUCUAAUCUAUUCAUUCACUCCACAAUGAAUAAGCUGUGGGCCGUGCCCCAUUCUAGACCCUGCUGCCCCAGCAAGGAUCAAAAUAAGCAAACCUUCCUGGUCUCCUAGAAGGACACUCUGGCAACAGAGAGAGAGCCAGAAAAUAUAAAUAAAUAACAUACAUGCUGUGUUGGGUGCUGACAAGUGCACUGGGGAAAUAAAGACAGAAGGGGGUUGGGAGAGUUAAGGGACUGAGGUUUUAAAUAAAGAGCCAGAGAAGGCCUCCUCGCCCAGAAGGUAACAGUGAACAAAGACCUGAAGGAAGAGAAGCAGGGAGCCAGAGGGAUCUGGAGGGAGAGCAUUCCAGGCAGGAGGAACAGCAAGUACAAAGGCCCUGAGGUAGGAGUCAGCCUGGGAUGGGCACAGAGUAAGGAAGGGGGAGAGGGCGGGAGGUGAGGUCAGGGAGAUGGGGAGGUACAGAGCAUGCAGGGCAUGUAAGGCAUUGCAAAGACUGUGGCUUUUGCUCUGGAAGCUAA